Molecule: messenger RNA, 3827 nt
Organism: Neltuma alba
Lineage: Eukaryota; Viridiplantae; Streptophyta; Magnoliopsida; Fabales; Fabaceae
Product: probable serine/threonine-protein kinase SIS8
Exons: 13
Coding region: 413-3511 (1032 amino acids)
Biological process (GO): protein phosphorylation
Molecular function (GO): ATP binding; protein serine/threonine kinase activity
Source: RefSeq, a predicted model, not a curated record
CCUUCAUGUCUCUUUUUGUGCUCUGCUUCUAUUUAGCCAAAGAAAGAUCCUUUUCCCCCCUCUCAAUAUGUGUCCUCAAGAAUUUUUGUUUUCUGCUCCAUAAAGGUGAUAUAUACUACAUGACUCAUCAAUUUGGUUGUUCGGAUGUUUCAGGAUUAUCUCCGACAGUCGUUUUUUGUCAUCCAGUUAAAAGAAAACUGUUCACUUAGAAUCCAAGCAUCUGGAUCACGUUGAUUGGACUGCGUUCGCUGGUUAUUGCUUGAAUAAAGAGCUGAUGCUAAAAGGGGCUCCUUGAAUGAUUUCUUCGCCUCACCUUCUCUGAGACAUGGCGAGUGGGAUUUGAUGCUUGUCGCUAGACAAUGGAGAGUUUUCAGUUUCUUUAGCAUUCGGUUCUGCAGCUGAUCGAAAAGAUAUGAAGAACAUUCUUAAGAAGCUUCAUAUCAUGCCUAAUCGAUCAGAAGAUGCAGCAGGAUCUAAUUCAUCAAAAGGCCACAACUCCAAUGAUGGUUCAUUCCCUAAGAAGCCAUCAAACUCUCGCUCCCCUCAAAGCUCUGAGCAUAAACCCUUUCCGGGGAUUUCGAGCUGGUUGCACUUGGUUACUAACAGGCAGGGUCCCAGUCCUCCAUCUUCGAAUCUGAAGAGAGGAGAAAGAGUGGAAACAUCUGAUUUACUUAGCAGUGGCGGUUUGGAUACUGUUUCUGAUUCAGCGAUGCGUGAUUCUGGGUCUAGCAGUUCGAGGGAUCCUGAAGUAGAGGAAGAGUAUCAGAUACAAUUGGCUUUAGAGAUGAGUGCAAAGGAGGAUCCCGAGGCAGUGCAGAUUGAGGCUGUUAAGCAGAUCAGCUUGGGUUCUUGUGGCCCUGAUAAUACACCAGCUGAAGUUGUGGCAUACAGAUAUUGGAAUUACAAUGCUCUUGGUUUUGAUGACAAGAUCUUGGAUGGUUUCUAUGAUCUUUAUGGGAUCUUAAAUGAGUCUCAGUCAACCACUGCAAGAAUGCCUUCCCUGGUAGAUCUGCAAGGGACACCAACCUCAGAUAUUGUCACUUGGGAAGCAGUCCUGGUCAAUAGGGCUGCUGAUUCAAAUUUGUUGAAACUUGAGCAGAAAGCCCUGGAGUUGGUUGUCAAGUCAAGACCAGAUUCUGAAGGAGUUAUAAAUAGCAAUUUGGUGCAGAGGCUUGCCAUAUUAGUGGCUGACUACAUGGGUGGACCGGUUACACAUCCUGAAAGCAUGACAAGAGCAUGGAGGAGUCUUAGUUACAGUCUCAAAGCAACUCUUGGUAGCAUGGUUUUGCCACUUGGCUCCUUGACCAUUGGAUUGGCUCGGCAUCGUGCGUUGUUAUUUAAGGUUUUAUCUGAUAGUGUGGGCAUCCCAUGCUGUUUGGUCAAAGGACUACAUUACACAGGUUCUGAUGAUGUGGCCAUGAACUUUGUCAAGGUUGACGGUGGAAGGGAAUACAUUGUUGACCUGAUGGCAGAUCCUGGAACACUUAUUCCAUCUGAUGCACCUGGAUCGCAUAACGAGUAUGAUGAAUCCUUUUUUGUGGGCAGUCCUUUGUCAAGGGACCUUGAUUCCUCUCGGGUAGCGUCAUCAAGCAGUGGGAUUGGAAGUUCAUCUGAAGAAGCUUCAGACUUUGGUACAUUUGAUAAAAGAAACAUAUCAAAACAGAUUGCCUAUUUGGGCAAAGAAUCUUAUGUAAGCAAUCCCAUUUUAGGUGAAGACGAAUCAAAGAGCCCAUUGAAUGAUGAUUUCAGAUGUCCCCCUAAUGUGGAAAAGUUCACAAUGCAGGGAGCUCCGAGUAGACUAAAUCAUCCCUACGCUCAUGCAAGAUCUCCUUCUUGGACUGAAGGGAUCAGUUCCCCUGCAGUACGUAGGAUGAAAGUGAAAGAUGUUUCACAAUAUAUGAUAGAUGCUGCAAAGGGGAAUCCUCAGUUAGCUCAAAAACUUCACGAUGUUUUACUUGAAAGUGGUGUUGUUGCUCCUCCAAACUUGUUUUCUGAAACUUAUCAUGAGCAGUUAGGUGCCCCAAUUGUUGAGACUAACUCCAACACUGAGGAAAACGAAUAUGAACGGGAGUGUGGGAACCUGGAAGCUCAGGCUGCUUCCCACCGAAGUCUUGCUCAAUUCUUGCCUCCUUUGCCUCCCUACAGAGCUCAUCUUAAAGCAACUCCUAGCAGUCAGCUGGAGCAUUCUAAGCCUGUAGAAGGUUUAGGGAUCAACCUUCCUUUUGAUCCUAAGGAAGCAGCUGGACAGCGCCUACAAUCACAUGCAGAAGCAACUCCUAUAAGAUAUGGGAAAAAUGUACCAGUUGCUGCAGCUGCAGCAGCAGCUGCAGCUGUUGUUGCUUCAUCAAUGGUAGUUGCCGUGGCAAGGUCAAGUACUGACUCAACUAUUGAGCUUCCUGUGGCAGCAGCUGCUACUGCUACUGCUGCAGCUGUAGUAGCAACCACUGCGGCUGUUGGUAAGGGAAGUCGGAGUGAUGGAGAUUCAGAUGGUGCUUUUUAUGAACAGAAGGGUAGUGAUCAUGGAGAACAUAGUGGUUUAGGAGCAAACUCAGAAGGUGAGAGAAUAUCUGACAGAUCAAUAAGUAAUGAUAGUACAAAAUCUGAUUCCGCACUAGAUGAUGUUGCUGAGUAUGAAAUUCCAUGGGAGGAUAUCACACUGGGUGAGCGUAUUGGGCUUGGAUCAUAUGGGGAGGUGUACCGGGGUGAAUGGCAUGGAACUGAAGUCGCUGUAAAGAGAUUUUUGGAUCAAGACAUCUAUGGUGAAUCUCUUGAGGAAUUCAUAAGUGAGGUCCGAAUAAUGAAAAGGCUCAGGCAUCCAAAUGUUGUCCUCUUCAUGGGAGCUAUAACUAAACCUCCAAAUCUUUCCAUUGUCACAGAAUUUCUUCCCAGAGGAAGUUUGUAUAGAUUAAUCCACCGGCCUAACAAUCAAUUAGACGAGCGAAGACGACUGAGGAUGGCCCUAGAUGCUGCACGAGGAAUGAACUAUUUGCAUAACUGCUCUCCAGUGAUAGUCCAUCGUGAUUUGAAGUCUCCAAAUCUUCUUGUUGACAAAAACUGGGUUGUGAAGGUAUGCGACUUUGGUUUAUCACGAGUGAAGCACAGUACAUUCCUUUCCUCAAGAUCAACUGCAGGAACAGCAGAGUGGAUGGCUCCAGAAAUGUUGAGAAAUGAGCCUUCAAACGAAAAGUGCGAUGUUUUCAGUUUUGGGGUCAUAUUAUGGGAGCUCUCUACGAUGCGGCAACCCUGGGGAGGAAUGAAUCCAAUGCAAGUUGUUGGUGCUGUGGGUUUCCAACAUCGCCGACUUGAAAUCCCAGAUGAUAUGGACCCUGCCAUUGCGGACAUUAUCAGAAAAUGCUGGCAGACAGAUCCAAAGUUGAGACCGAGCUUUGCUGAAAUAAUGGCAGCUCUGAAGCCAUUGCAGAAGCCAAUAAUUAGUUCGCAAGUGCAAAGAACGAUCGGAGGACAUGAAAAGGCUCAGUCAUCAGGAGCUGCACAAGAGCCAACUGGAUAGAAGACCAAUAAUUAUACAGCUAACUAAACCCUUGUUCAAUCUACUGCAAAAAGUGGAAGGCAAGUUGUGGAGUAUUUGAAAGAGUAAAGAAGUGAUUGGUUGAAGUUGAAACCCAUGACCUCUCGUACAUUCUCAUUCAACGUUGUGAUUCUUUUCACUCCAGUUUUUCCUCACUUUUUUUUUUCUUCCUUCUUUUUUGUUCUCAACAAUCCACAGUGAAGCCAUUGUUUAUGAGGGUUGUAUUGUAUGUACAAUUUGUUUGUAUUAAAUUCUUUUGAAAUUGGUGUAAUCAUCAAUGUCUCAAUUUUGGCGUCCA